Molecule: messenger RNA, 711 nt
Organism: Neodiprion fabricii
Lineage: Eukaryota; Metazoa; Arthropoda; Insecta; Hymenoptera; Diprionidae
Gene: RpS10b
Product: 40S ribosomal protein S10
Exons: 3
Coding region: 158-640 (160 amino acids)
Cellular component (GO): cytosolic small ribosomal subunit
Molecular function (GO): structural constituent of ribosome; RNA binding
Source: RefSeq, a predicted model, not a curated record
CUUUGGACUAGAGCCGCGGACGUAACACUUUCGAUAUCACAGCGCUGCAUGUGGCAGAAAUCCGAACUCUCGAUAUAGCGAGCGAUGAUUCACGGUAAAGAACGCGCGAAUAGUGGCCUUCUUUUUCCGGUGACAAGUCCGACACGAAGCACCGAAAAUGCUGAUGCCCAAGAAAAAUCGUGUCGCCAUUUACGAGUACCUCUUCAAGGAGGGAGUAAUGGUGGCUAAAAAGGAUUAUCACGCACCCAAGCAUCCCGAACUUGAGACCAUACCCAAUUUGCAGGUUAUCAAAGCUAUGCAGUCCUUGAAGUCACGAGGUUUCGUCAACGAGCAGUUUGCUUGGAGACACUUCUACUGGUACCUGACGAACGAGGGCAUCGAAUACCUGCGAGCUUAUCUCCAUCUCCCUCCAGAAAUUGUUCCUGCGACAUUGAAGAGGCAAGUCAGACCUGAAACCGCAAGGCCUAGGCCUGCUGCUGGCCCUAGGAGCGAAGGUUCGCGUCCAGCCGAAGACCGCGCCGGUUAUCGCCGAGGUCCUGGCGGACCGCCAGCACCUGGUGAUAAAAAGGCGGAUGUCGGCGCUGGCACUGGUGAUCUCGAAUUCCGGGGAGGAUUUGGGCGCGGAAAAGCUCCACAAUAAAUAAGCUUCGUUUAUUACAUAAAAUGCUACAAAAUCUGUAUAACCGUGAAUAAAGUAUUACUCGGUGCAUA